This is a messenger RNA of Aspergillus homomorphus CBS 101889, 1154 nucleotides long. RefSeq lists its product as uncharacterized. The record is from RefSeq and is a predicted model, not a curated record. The transcript has a single exon. Bases 162 to 1058 code for a protein of 298 amino acids. NCBI's taxonomy places the organism in Eukaryota, Fungi, Ascomycota, Eurotiomycetes, Eurotiales, Aspergillaceae.
AACCAGACUAUAAUACAGCCAGCAGCGAUAGCACCAUUAAGGUCAAUCAUCGAGCCAUUCACUUCUUCUAAAACACAAUCUUCAUCAUAUAUAAAGGUUGAAGAACAGAACAAGAAAAAGACAUUCUUUCCAUAUCACCAAUUGACCCCUCAUCCGCCAACAUGCCAACCACCACCACCACCACCACCACCACCACCUCGACCACCUCGACCACCACUCCAACCCCUCACCCCUCCAAUUCCCUCACCUUCUACGACAUCGCGCUACGGCCCCCGGUCGAGAAGAACUGCGCCUCCCCAAACCCGUGGAAAGCCCGCCUAGCGCUCAACUUCAAGAACAUCCCCUACAAAACGACCUGGGUACCGCAACCCGACAUUCCCAAGCUCCGGCGCAGCCUGCAAGUGCCCGCGGUACGUCAAUUCGCCGACGGCAGCGACUUCUUCACGCUGCCACUCCUGCACGACCCAUCCACAGACUCAUUAGUGGGUGACUCCUUCGACAUCGCCGUCUAUCUCCAAAAGACCUACCCCGACGCAGGCGCGGGCGACCUCUUCCCCACGCAGACGCUCGACUACACCUUCGCGCAGGACCCGACACUGGUCGUCCCGCUCACGCAGUCCCGCGACUCCAGCCCCCAGUUCGCCGAGUACGCGCGCUUCAACGUGAACGUCGACGCCGCGUUCACCGCCCACGUCCAGCUGACCGUGCAGGGGUUCCCCUUCGACCCAGAGACCGAGGAGGCCGUCAAGGCGGAGUUCGUGCGCCGCGCCGGCGUAUCGGGGUGGGAGGACUUUGCGCUGGAGGGUGAGGCGCGCGUGAAGAUGUUGGAGGCGUUCCGGGAGACGCUCGGCGGGUUGGGCAAGCUGUUUGCUCGGGAUCCCAGUGGCCCGUUUCUGCUCGGCGCUCGCGCCAGUCAUGCCGAUUUUAUUGUGGGAGGGUGGUUACGGAUGUUCCGGGUUAUGUUACCCGAGAGUGAGUGGGUGCAGGUCGCGGGUUGGCAUGGUGGGCUUUUUGGGCGCUUGUAUGAUGCGUUGCAGGUCUAUGCGGAGGUGAAAUAGUUGAAGUCGAUACUCCCGAAUUUGAAUAUGAAACCAUGGCCUAAAAUGGAUUGGAGGAAUAUAUAGCAUUGAUUAGAAACUUAAUGAUGAAGAAGC